CUUCACACAAUCCCACCCCCCAUCCUCCUCUAGCUCACCAUGGGCGUUUCUAGUCCUAUGUGGGAAUACUUCCACCAACUUGAAAGGUUUUAUGGAAAUAAUAAAAGCCACCACGUUGCCAAGUGCAAGGGAUGCGUGGCUUGGCACACAAGGACACUGGAGGCAAAGGAUUCCGAGGGCAUCUCAACUGGAAGCAUUACACAACGACGCUCAGCGGAUGAACUACAUGAAGCUGCUCUUGCACUCGCAUCUGAUAUUCAAGGAACAGUAGAAAAGCUGGCUCGUCAUCUUGUGAAAUGCACACACGCUUCCGUAGAGGGGUGUGCUGAAGGACAAGCAUGGUUAGACCAGCGUUCAACAAGUCCGAUGCCUCAUGUCCAUAUAACUUCUUCUCUAUCACUGGGGACACAAAGAACCCCGCACGCAAUCGACUAUCUGUUGAGAAGAUGGUGAAAAUCUCAUCUAUCAAACCAGACCUCAACCACCAACAUGCAGUCGAUGGUUCACAUGGGAAGAGAAUCCGUCGUUCAUUUGGACUUGCUCCUUUCGCUAGCGACCAUGACCCCUCUGGGGCCGACCUCACCAGUGACUACGAUGCAGAACAAUCUGAAAUGAAUUUUGCGCGGAGUCUACCAUCAAGAUCCCCCAAUUUGCAGGGGAAAAGGGUACGAGAUAUUUUCAACUUGACGCGAGAUUCAAUGUGGAUCCAGGGUGAGCGGAACUUAGUGCUAGAAACGGAGAUGGAAGGCCCCUUAACACGAGAGAGGAACUUAGACCUGGAUGGGAGCUUAGAGACAGUGGCAGGGUGGAAUGUUUCUGGUGACAC
This is a messenger RNA of Cantharellus anzutake, 826 nucleotides long. RefSeq lists its product as uncharacterized. The transcript has 4 exons. The annotation marks the transcript as partial. NCBI's taxonomy places the organism in Eukaryota, Fungi, Basidiomycota, Agaricomycetes, Cantharellales, Hydnaceae. The record is from RefSeq and is a predicted model, not a curated record.